AUGCGCACUUCCUUCUUCGCCGUCGCAUCGCUCGCCGUGCUCAGCGCGCUUAGCUGGAAUGCGCCCACGGCCCAAGCCAAGUCGCUCAGCAACCGACACCAGGACCACGACAUGCUUGCUGUUCGCAACCUCCACGUCGAAGCUCGCUCCAACGUAGAACCUCGCGCCAAAGAGUGCCGAGCGGUCAAGAAGAAGAAGAAGAGCAAGAAGCACCGCAAGACAACCACCACCAAAAAGGCAUCGGCGACCUUCCAACAGGCUGCCAAGGCGACCACUUCGUCCAAGAAGACCACCACCUCGACACGGAAGACGACGACCACCUCCAAGUCGUCUACUCGCUCGUCCUCGUCCAGCUCUUCGUCCUCCUCGUCCAUCUCGCGCGCGACCUCCUCCAGCUCGUCUGCAUCCUCCUCGUCCUCUACCGCCUCCGCAACCAACCCUGCCGCGUUUGCCGGCGCGGCACCGCCCAACAGCCCCUGGGGCAACUGCUUCCAGCUCACUGCCACCGCCUUCCAGCCCAACUGGAAGGGUGAGGCGACCACCACCUGGUGCGGUGUCGAGUUCGACAAGUCCUCGCCCAUCAUCGCUCUGCCGCUGCAGCAGCUCUCCAAGGCGUACGGCUCCGACAAGCUCGUCACCUACUACUCGAACGAGACGCUCUGGCGCCAGAUGGUCAAGGACUGGUGCGGACGAGAGCUGUGGAUCAACGGGCCCGGUGGAUUGUUCAAGGCCUACUUCGGCGAUGCUAAUCUUUGGACCUCGGUGGAUGUUAACAUGAACCUGUACACCAAGCUCAAGGGCGUUCCUGUGGGCAGCUACGCCGACCCUGACGCGGCCAAGUGGAUCAACAAUCCCGAACCCCAGGGCUGCUUCACCGGCAACCAGGUCAGCAUCAAGAAUGGCUACCCACUCAACUACAACUGA
Messenger RNA from Kalmanozyma brasiliensis GHG001, 924 nucleotides. RefSeq lists its product as uncharacterized. Lineage: Eukaryota; Fungi; Basidiomycota; Ustilaginomycetes; Ustilaginales. The transcript has 2 exons. Bases 1 to 924 code for a protein of 307 amino acids. The record is from RefSeq and is a predicted model, not a curated record.